AUGGCCAACCUGACGGACGACUUCAUCAACGUUUGGACCUCUGCUACUGGAGGCAACGAGUUUCACCAAGCCUGGUCUACUACAGCUGGUGCCCCGCAUGCUAACCCGGUUCUGCAAGCAGCCAACGACCUCCGAAAGCUCUACCCUGAACAUAGUCUCACCCUUACGCUCCAUGAUGUUAUACACUUCCCAUUGGCACUGUUCAGGCCUCUUCCGGAGGCACCUAUGGUCACCACCACUUAUUUUGCCCCUCUGGGUCGCCCACAAGGCAAAAUAACUGGUGUCCUCGUGGACAGACCUGAAUUCUUCGCUGCGUCUGUUGCUUGGGAUUCCUACGACUUCAUUGUCUAUGCAGUCACGUACCCCAGCGGCUUCGGCACCUCCACCUUAUUCUGCGUCUUGCAUCAAGGUCCGCAGGAGCCUGCCCGCAAACUCGUGUUAGCAGCUGGCACAUACAGUCAGUCCUUGCAUCAGGAAAUUUGGGUCUACAACCAGGGCUUUUGGCAGAAGGACCACGAGCUCUGGCGGGACAUUCAAUCGGCGAGCUGGGAUGAUGUUAUCCUUAAAGAAGAGUUCAAGACGGCUUUGAAGAAGGACAUAUACGGAUUCUUCAAGUCAGAGCCCAUUUAUAAGCGAUACGCAAUUCCUUGGAAGCGCGGCAUCAUCAUGCAUGGCCCACCGGGAAAUGGCAAAACUAUCAGCAUCAAGGUCGUCAUGAAGACUUGUGAAGACCUCGGCUUUGCUCCUCUAUAUGUCAAAUCCUUCCAAAGCUGGAUGGGUGAGGAAGCUGCGAUGCUAGAUGUGUUUUCUAAGGCUCGCCAACUAUCCCCAUGUGUGGUCGUACUUGAAGAUUUGGAUGCGCUAAUCAACGACCGCAAUCGGUCCUUCUUCCUUAACCAACUCGAUGGAUUGCAAGGCAACGACGGGUUACUUGUCGUUGGAACAACAAACCAUUUCGACCGCCUUGAUCCUGGGCUGAGCACCCGUCCUAGUCGUUUCGAUCGCAAAUAUCUUUUUGAUGACCCCAGCCGGGAUGAGCGCGCCCUUUAUGCUAAAUACUGGCAAGGGAAACUCAAGGACAAUGAGGAAAUUGACUUCCCUGACUCUUUGGUCAACGAGGUGGCCGAUUCGACCAGCAAAUUCAGUUUCGCAUAUCUCAAAGAAGUCUUUGUAUCGUCGUUGGUCACCCUGGCCGGAUAUGAGGGUGAGGACAAGCCUACGUUCGCGCAAAUGCUGUCCCAGACAAUCAAGACGCUUCGCAAGCAGCUAGAUAAGAUGGUGAUAUCGGCCAAGGUCUCCACCGAGUCUUCUGCCCAGAAGCAGGACUUCCGUCCUCUGUUUGAUUCACUUUCUGGACCCUCAUUCAUGCCCACCUUGAAUGAAACGGCAGCCUCAGGAACAGAGCUCGACUUCCGCCUCACUUUCGAUAGACUCUCCUUGAAUCGUCGGAACGAUGUGGUGUUGAAUGAGCUUGCAAGGAGGGCUGCUGAGAGCCGUCUGGAUUAG
Messenger RNA from Mycena indigotica, 1506 nucleotides. RefSeq names its product ATP-dependent Zn protease. Gene Ontology annotation, cellular component: cytosol; peroxisomal membrane. Gene Ontology annotation, molecular function: ATP binding; ATP hydrolysis activity. The record is from RefSeq and is a predicted model, not a curated record. Gene Ontology annotation, biological process: protein import into peroxisome matrix. The transcript is spliced from 10 exons. Bases 1 to 1506 code for a protein of 501 amino acids. NCBI's taxonomy places the organism in Eukaryota, Fungi, Basidiomycota, Agaricomycetes, Agaricales, Mycenaceae.